AUGGAUCCUCCAUUCAUUCAAGCGAUCACAGUGGAUGUAAAGAUCACCAGCAUCCUUCCUAAUCCUUGCAGGUUUAGAGGAGGCACAAUUCUUUUCUUGAGAUCUCAGGGACCUCAUCUUCUUGCUCCAACAGGAAGUGACCUUCAUCGUUAUGGUCAGGAGGGCACUGUCUUUGCUGGGUAUCACUAUGAUCUUAAUUUUCUAACAAUCCAUGGCAGAAGCAGAUUCCCUGGUCUAUAUAUUUGGCUUAGAAAUGGGCAAAAAGUUGAAGUCAAAGUACCGAUUGGAUGUCUUCUCAUUCAGACUGGAAAGCAGAUUGAAUGGCUGACUGCUGGUGACUGCAUAGCGGGCAUGCAUGAAGUAGUUGUCACAGAAAGGACAAGGGAUGCAAUUAAGCUUGCAUCAGAGCAAAAUCGCAGUCUCUGGAGAGUCUCUUCAACUUUAUUUGCUCAUAUAGCAUCUGAUGCUGUCUUGAAUCCUCUUGGCCACUUUGCUGAAUCCCCACAUGCCCACAAGUAUCCACCUAUGUUGGCAGGAGAAUAUGUCGAGAAAGAGCUUUCAGUGAUUAAUCUGAAAGGACAAAAAGGAGAGCCUUUAUAAUCAAACUUCGUAUCAUUGUUCUACCACAGAUGCCAAUAGCCAACCAUUACAGAUUGACCGAAAGGAACCAAGAGAAAUAAACUUCAGCUGAACAUUUUUACAGUGCUCUGUACAUUGGUCUAAUUUUUAUGGAUCCUCCAUUCAUUCAAGCGUAUUUUAUAUUUAAACACCCCCUCCCUCGCUAAGCAUGUUUGAAAUCAAGAACAUUCUUCAUUGAUAAUGUGCGAUAACAAAAAACUCGUAAUGCCAGUAUAGUUG
Cucurbita pepo subsp. pepo (vegetable marrow) is the source of this 858-nucleotide messenger RNA. The record is from RefSeq and is a predicted model, not a curated record. Lineage: Eukaryota; Viridiplantae; Streptophyta; Magnoliopsida; Cucurbitales; Cucurbitaceae.